UGUAUGUGUGUGUGUGUGUUAAGGGCGUCACUCCUGAUCUCUCUCUCUCAGUCUCUUCUCUUCACAGCUGUGUUUGUUCAGUGAUCUUCCAGAGCUCCAUCAUGACACUCAGAGACGGACGUUUUCUGCUGCCGCUGCUGCUGCUCACACUCUUCACACACUCCUCACUCCAGCAACAAAACACCAGCAAGAAGAAAACACCUGACAAAAAAGACUCAGAGUCUCGAGUCAGCGCUGCAUUAGAGGAUCUUCAGCAGCAGAUCAGUGAUAUCGUGGAGGAGCUCAACCUUCUGAAAGAGCAGCAGGCUCUGCAGACCGUCUGUCUGAAGGGCACAAAGAUCCAUGGUAAGUGUUUUCUGGCGGACUCCAUGAAGAAGCGCUACCACACAGCCAAUGAAGACUGCAUCGCUAAAGGAGGAAUCCUGGCCACUCCCCUGAGCUCCGCCCAAAACACACAGCUCUACGAAUACAUGCGACAGAGCAUUUCAGCGGACGCCGAGAUCUGGCUGGGUGUAAACGACAUGCAGACCGAGGGCUUGUGGACCGAUCAGACCGGCUCAGCCAUCAGAUACAAGAACUGGAAGCUUCCGCAACCUGACGGCGGCAGCGCGCAAAACUGCGCCGUGCUCACGUCUGGCGGAAAGUGGCUGGACGAGAGCUGUCGUGAGGAGCGCGCUUCCAUCUGCGAGUUCAACAUUGUCUGAAAUCCCAGCCCGAUCUUUUACGUUUUGUCACUUUAGUGGCUAAUUCGUACGAGUUCAGUUGAACGAAAUUGUACGAUUUUAAAAAGGAGGCGUGGCACCUAACCCCACCCCUAACCCUUAACCGUCAUUGGGUGAUGAGCAAAUCGUACUAAAUUGUACGAAUUCGAUCGUACGAAUUGAUACGAAUUAGCCACUAAAUAGAAAAAGUUACGAAUUGCCGUGAGAUUGCGUUGGAAAUCCUCAUCGAUUCAUCUCAGCGCUCCUUUCCAUUUCACAAUCCUGCUUGCAUUGCGUUUGCUUCCUAAUUGUAGAUUUUUCUGACCCCAUUGUCAGUGCACUCCACACAAACAUUCAGACACAAAAGCAGAUCUAUAAUCAGAGAUCCAACACUGUAAUCAAGAGCAUGAUUGGACUGUCUCCAAUAAGACGAGGCCAACACACAAACAAAACAAACAACAUGAAUCAGACCAGGCUGUUUGACGGAUAACUCCAGACACCUGAUGGAAACGAUGAUUAUUUCAGAUCGCUAGCUUUGUUUACUUGUUUAUUUUCUAACAAACUAAUGUCUAGCCUGAUAUAGCCAGAACAUAUAUCAUUUCAUCGCAAUAAAUAGGUUUU
Molecule: messenger RNA, 1322 nt
Organism: Danio rerio (zebrafish)
Lineage: Eukaryota; Metazoa; Chordata; Actinopteri; Cypriniformes; Danionidae
Source: RefSeq, a predicted model, not a curated record